AUUUGCCAGUGUUGUCCCUGCGAUUCGAGUGGAUGGGACCGGCCCAUGCCCACCCAGACUAGCUGAGUCGCACCCGUCCAUCUCCCUCGCCGCGUAAACCCCCCCCGGCUCGUUCGACUGCCGACUCGGCCGCGCUCGCCUCUGUUCAAUCACCGGCGACGGAGGACGCCGAGGAGGCUCUUCGCCGCCGAGUCCAUUUCUGCGAGAUCCCCGCCGAGCAAGAAGCGCAGCACCGCGUCUGCCUGCACCAGCGGGUGGCCGGCCGCGUCUCCUUCCGAGUCCCGAGCGCCUGCCGCCAAACUUCUGACGAGUGUCAGUGACAUCGGGUCGGGUUCGCUGGAGAACUGAGGGGGGCUUGCCGCCGACGCGAUGAACGCCUCCGCAAUCCCGUCCCCCGCAGGGGUACGGGAGGCCGGUUCUUCACGGGCUUCACCAAACUGUGCAAGGGCCUCGCCGUCAUCAUCUUCCUCGUCCACAUUUUGGUCCACCUCUUCCCUUCAGCCGCCACCUAUCUCACGCUGAUACCAGCCAGGACAAUCCCUUUUGCUUGGAACCUGAUUACCGCUUGUUAUAUUGAGCAAACAAUUCCAGGGGUAUAUUUCCUUAACACAUCUCCAGUGGUCCAAUAUACCAAUUCACCAUUCUGUGGUUAUGUUUGCUCUUCCUGCUGACCAAACAUCAAAACAAAAGGUGAUAAUGAGCAUAGUUGGUCUUCUUCUACUCGGGAAGGUGUUGGAGCCUUUAUGGGGAGCUAAAGAGUUGCUCAAGUUUAUUUUUAUUGUUAAUCUCUCAACUUCAGCUUGUGUCUUCGUAACUACUAUUGUGCUGUACUACAUAACACAGGAGGAGACCUACCUUUACACACCUGUUUCUGGAUUUUAUGGAGUUCUUUCAGGACUACUGGUGGGCAUCAAGCAAAUUUUACCCGAUCAGGAGCUUAACCUUUUUGUGCUCAAGAUUAGUGCAAAGUGGAUUCCAUCUAUUGUUGCAUUUACCUCUGUUGUUGUGAGCUUCUUCGUAAAGGAAUCGAUAUCAUACCUCCCCAUCAUAUUAUUUGGCAUCUACAUGAGCUGGAUUUACCUGCGUUACUUCCAAAGGAGUUUGGAAGUAGGCCUUAAAGGGGACCCAAGUGAUGAAUUCUCAUUUUCAAGCUUCUUCCCUGUAUUUUUAAGGCCAGUUUUGGACCCUAUUGCUUCUAUAUUCCACAAACUUUUCUGUGGACGAUCUGCAAAACCUGAAGGCACAGGCCAGACACUGGAUGGGUCACAGUUCCCUGGUUUAGGCUCCAUUGAGGCAAACAGGAGGAGAGAAAGGGGUCAGAGGGCACUAGAGCAGAGGCUGGCAGAGAAGCCGGCCGCGGUCAGGAAUACUGAGGGCACGCCUCCGCCGAAGCAGCAGCUGGAGGACGCGGAGGAUGAUGCUUCUGACGAAGUCUGAGCCCUUCUGUUUUCAGUUGGUGGAAUUCGCUGGCAGGAGAUCCUUGUCAAGUUUUCGACCCGCAGUACACAGUAGCUCAUGGCAUGGAGAUUGUAACGAAGCAGUGCAACCGGGCAAGAAGGCAAAUGCGACACGCAUGCUCGAACCAGUUCUUGCAAGACAGCGAGUAGUGUUUUUUUUUUUGUUGUUAAUGGGUGUUUCGUGUCGUGCUCAGUACCCAACUCUUGCCAAAUGCUUUACAUUGUUUCAUGUGCUACCUGA
Molecule: messenger RNA, 1698 nt
Organism: Zea mays
Lineage: Eukaryota; Viridiplantae; Streptophyta; Magnoliopsida; Poales; Poaceae
Source: RefSeq, a predicted model, not a curated record